AUGACAUACUCCGCAUCUACAACCACAUUCUCAGCCCCUUCACUCAAAGGUGGCGAGACCGUCACCAUCGUGGCGAAGCGCUACGUCCCGCAAACAAACGCAUCGAAUGGACUGACCCUCCUCUGCUUCCACUGCACAGGCUCUCACAAGGAGUCCUGGGAACCGACGAUCCAACACUUGCUUGACGACACCGCUGCCCGCCGUCUCAUCCGCGAGAUCUGGGCGGUGGACAACGCCCACAGCGGCGAGGCCGCCGUGCACAACGCCGCGUGGCUGAGCGACGAACGUAUCUUCACACUCCUGGAGUGGGCCGCAGCGGUGAAGGCGUGGGUCGCCUCCGGCGUUUUCGCCGGCCACACGCUCGUCGCCGUCGGCCACUCCGGAGGCACCUGUGCGUUCGCGUACACGAUGUCCGCAGACGAGCCCGACGGCGGCCGCCACCCCGCCGUCCCGUACGCGGCCGCGAUCCUCGUCGAGCCCUCGCUCUGCGACGCGGCCGCGUACGAGCCGCGCCGCGCCGCGCAGUACAAGACCAACCUCGCGCUCGCCGACGCGAUCGGGCGGCGGCGCGGCGCGUGGGCGAGCCGCGCCGCCGCGCGCGCGUUCUUCGCCGGCCGCGAGCCGUGGCGCAGCUGGGACCCGCGCGUGCGCGAGCUCUUCGUGCAAUGCGGGCUGAAGGAGGUGGGUGAGCCCAAUGCGGGAGAGCGGCGGGUCGUGCUGUGCUGUUCGCCCAAGCAAGAGGCGAUCCAGUAUCUGUACCAGGACUUCCACAACCACGCGGCGACCCUCCUUGCUACGGCAGGCGUUUCUGUGCCGAAGCACUUCGUCCUCGCGACGCAGGCUCACUUUAUACCCUCCUGGAUGUCUCAAUCUGUGAUGGAUCUAUGUAAGCCCGCGUCGGUGCAGAGGAUAGACGCCGGUCAUUUCGCCGUACAAGAAGAUCCAGCCGCGGUAGCUGCGGCGAUAGCUCGAGUGCUCGUCGGCAAUGCCAACAUUCGCGCGCGAAUGUAG
Messenger RNA from Epithele typhae, 1011 nucleotides. RefSeq names its product alpha/beta-hydrolase. The transcript is spliced from 7 exons. Lineage: Eukaryota; Fungi; Basidiomycota; Agaricomycetes; Polyporales; Epitheliaceae. The record is from RefSeq and is a predicted model, not a curated record. Bases 1 to 1011 code for a protein of 336 amino acids.